AUGUUCAAAAGUGCAGUGUGGAGACGUUUUGCAUCUACCGGUGAAACUGCGAAAGCAAAGUUAGAUGAAUUUUUGAUAUACCACAAGACAGAUGCGAAACUAAAACCAUUCAUUUACCGUCCCAAGAAUGCUCAGAUAUUGCUAACCAAAGAUAUCAGGGAUCCAAAAACCAGGGAACCAUUACAACCGAGAUCGCCCGUAAAGCCGCUGUCGAAACAAACAUUAAGUGAUUUUAUUUAUUCUGUGAAGCCCAACUCGACAGAAUUACUGGAUUGGUUUAAAGAAUGGACUGGAACCUCCAUAAGAAAGCGUGCUAUUUGGUCAUAUAUCUCACCAAUUCAUGUUCAAAAAAUGUUGACUGCUUCUUUUUUCAAAAUCGGGAAAUACGCACACAUGGUGGGACUCUUAUAUGGUAUUGAACACAAAUUUCUCAAAGCGCAAAAUCCAUCUGCAUUUGAUAUCGAGCAUUUUUUUAAUACUAAUAUCAUGUGUGCUUUGCACCGAAAUAAGUUGAGAAACUACACAGAUGCAGGGAUUGCUCAGAGGAAACUGCAAGUUGCUUGGAAAAAGGUACUAAAUAGAAAGAAUAAUACUGGACUAGCAAAUAUCCUCGUGGCAACAUUAGGUAGACAGGUUGGAUUCACCCCAGAGGUGGCGGGCUUGCAACCAGUACAAAUUAGCUUACCAGAUAUUCCCAAUUCGUUAAGCGGUGCGGAACUGAAGGACUUGUUAUACAAAUACGAGGGAACAUACCUUAUUGUGAGAACAUUAUUGGAUAUCGAUCAGCACAAUGCUGAAUAUCUAGAACUGCAGGAAUUUAUACGCCAAUAUCAAAGUGCAUUAGGUGAGACCAACGACCCAUACGACACGCAUUUGAAAUCAUUGGAACAGUUGGAAACGCAACCUCCGCAAGAGACCACCGAAAAAGAGGCAGAAUAA
This is a messenger RNA of Saccharomyces paradoxus, 939 nucleotides long. RefSeq names its product mitochondrial 37S ribosomal protein mS44 MRP13 (gene MRP13). The transcript has a single exon. Lineage: Eukaryota; Fungi; Ascomycota; Saccharomycetes; Saccharomycetales; Saccharomycetaceae. The record is from RefSeq and is a predicted model, not a curated record. Bases 1 to 939 code for a protein of 312 amino acids.